UAUGUUUUUCUACGGCAACCAUACAUCCCUUUAAUGCGAAAAGCUAGAAAAAAUCAUUAGUUAUGAAUGAAAAUACAAACUUGGAGAGAUCAAGCAAAUAUGGGGCUCAAACAGGUCGUCCAAAUCCAGUUCAGCUUGCUUUUGAACAAGAAUUAUCACGMUUUGUAAAAUAUGUGACAAGAAAAGCAGAGCUUGGUGCAAAAUGGAAGAAGACGGAGGAGGAAGCGUUUGCCAGAGGGUCAAACACAUUGUUCAACUUAUGGAAUGGCUAUGAAUCAAGACUUCAGCAAACUUAUUUUAUUCAGAAAGUUAUAUCAACCGGAGAUUUCCUUCUCAGCAUCAAGGAAUAUAAGGUUGCCCAAUAUCAGUGCUUUGGAAGAUAUCUUCGAUCAGUGAGACCAAUWAACACAACACUUGAGACAAGUGCUGAUAGUAAUCUUGAAAAAUUUAAAGCUGUUUAUUUCUCCAAUGGGUUAGCMGAUAGAUAUACUUCUAUUGUGUUGAGAGCACUUCUUGGCGAGGCAAUUUGUUCAUUUCAUGUGAAAAUUGCUGAAGAUAUCAAACUCAAGAACCCCAAAACAGUUGUACAAUCAAUAACAUAUCUGAAGAUUCUAAGACUGAUAACACAGACAGCACUUCACAAAGAAACAUACUGUUGGCUUGUGUUCAAUGGAACUGUCCAUAUUUACACAAUUUGUCGGCAUUUGAUGGCAUUGGGUCAUAGUAAAGAGGUACUGGAGUUCCUAUUGUGGGCCUGCAUGUGCAUGGAAUCGUCUGUACCCCUAAUGACAGUGAAGUAUCUUUCAUGGCGCUGUACCCUGUACUCAGCUGUAUGCCACUGUUACUAUGAUCUCAAAGCGCUAACGCAAGCAGAGGCAUUUGCCAAGAGAGCUGUAAGCAAAGUUAACGAACUAGAGGAUAUUGAGAAAAUCAGCACCUCAGAGACAACGCCCAUGUCUGUUGGAACGUUCCGUGAGGCUAAAGCUAAAAUGCAAAUUAUGGUUUUCAAGAGAGUUGUGUUUGAAACUAGGAAACGACCAAAAGGACUUUUGAGACCCAAGACUAAACCAAAUCUAAAAGAUAGCAUCAAUGUAAGUGCUCGUGGCGUGCCUUUGCAGUCAGUAGUGAAGUUCAUCAAACUUGCAUUCAACUCUGAACAAUGGGAUACGUUUAACACGCUGGUACAUCAAACACUGGACCUGCUCAAGAACCAAGAGAACCCCGUUAGUCUUUUAGAUAUCAAGACAUUAGAACUGAUGCUAGCACUAGAACCGUUCUACAGUAAUAUCAAAAAACCUAAGAAAAGUNUAGUACGAGACGGUGCUCGUGGCGUGCCUUUGCAGUCAGUAGUGAAGUUCAUCAAACUUGCAUUCAACUCUGAACAAUGGGAUACCUUUAACACCCUGGUACAUCAAACAUUGGACCUGCUCAAGAACCAAGAGAACCCCGUUAGUCUUUUAGAUAUCAAGACAUUAGAACUGAUGCUAGCACUUGAACCGUUCUACAGUAAUAUCAAAAAACCUAAGAAAAGUCCUAGUCAUGGUGCAGUGGACGAGAGCAUUGAUCAUCAUACUCACCAAGGAAAAGGGAGCUCUACAAUGGAUGAUUUGAUGUUUUUGGCUGACACACUACACUCAUGUUCUCUUGAACCUUUCAAGUCUGUCAUUGGUCACAUGGACCCCAAUAUGGUCAUUGAUGCAGCGCUUUUCCUGUGGUCUAAAUGCAAAAUACAGUUCCAGAGAGUUGUCUCGGCAUCGAUGGAAGGCUGUAAGUUUGUGCUGAAUGACAAGGAGGCGAACAAGUGGGUUUAUUUGAUCACUGUUGUCCACACCGCGCUGUCAUGGAGCGAUGCUUGUACUUUUGAUCCAAUUUUGUUUGCUGAAGUUGCUCUCAAACUGUCACUGGUUUUGGAAUGCAAGGCAAACCAGAAUGAACAGCUUACGAAGGCAGAAUCCCAAGAAUCACCAAUCCCUGAAAAUAGACAGGAAGUCCUUGAGAAAAAGAAAGCAAAUCCUGAUGCCACUGACAAGCAAGCCGAGAGAGCACAGACAAGCUGUUCAAAUUCGAGCAAGCACUCUUCUGUACUUGGUUUGUCUGAGGAGGGCUAUAGUCGAGGUGUGAGAGGUCUCCUUGCCAAGUCAACAGACGUGUUGUAUCAAGCUUUUGAAGGAAUAGGCAGAGCAAGAGAUGCUAGAAUACACCUUAGUAGUAAAGACAUUGUAGAUGUCACGUGGAUUAAGAAUAUCGAGGAUACAUUGAAUGGUGUUGUUGAGCAAGAUGGCCUGGUACAGUGUAUGAUAAAAGCAUUGCACAUGGAACUGUUGUUUGUGCAUCAUAGAGUAGUGGUAAAGCUAAAUGAACUUGGACCAGAUCCAGAGAUGGUGCAAUCCCAAAAGAAACUAAAGUCCAAAGGCUCAGCAGGAUCCAUCAGCGGUUACAAUGAUCUGAUUUCAUUCUGUGAUAAAAAUCCAUUAUCAAAGGCCCUUAUGGUAAUGCACAAGGCAAGCUGUACAGCCUCACUGAAAGGAAUCACAGGGUCUGAACAGCAAGCACAGCUCAUGAAGGAGAGCAUUGAAUUGAUUCAGAAAGCUCAACAACAAGACCAGAAACUUUUGAAAUGUAACAAAGAAUCAAAAGCAGUCACAGAUGAUACUCCACCGCCUCCCAUCUUACUGUAUAGAAGUCCUUCUAUUAUGGUCUUUAAGCCUGCACCCUUUGAACCAAAGAAUGAUCAGGUUGCCUGGUACAGUUUAUUUGCCAGAUCUGCUAAUGGUAAUAACAUCAAGGUUCGGUUAAAUGACUACCAACUUCCUGGAACAGGAGAAGAGACUCCAGCAACCAGCGACUGUGAACUUAUAGUGAAGGGUCUAAAACCCAACCAACGUUAUGUAUUUGCUGUGGCGGCUUAUAAUUCCAAAGGACAAUUAAUAGGGAAGACCAUUGGAUCAACAAGCCGUUCAGUACUCGCGGCGUAUUCUCUACCAACCCUGAUGGCCUGGGGAUACCUUGCACAGAUUGCAUUCAGUGCUGGUGUUCCAGCAAUAUCUCAGCAAGCCUGUGCUGUAUUGUGGAACCACUUUGUCAUUGAACCACAACCAUCCGAAGAAGAACUAAAAAUCAAGAACGCUGAGAAUGAUCUCAAAGUCAGACUCAAAGUACUCGAUCAGUCAAAGAUUCACAGCUCAUCUCCUGUGCUAGUGCGUCAGUUUGUCCAAUCCAUCUUCAUAUCGGUCGACUUGAGCAUUAGAGACAACUUCCUCUACUGCAACUCGUUGUGUGACAAUGGACCGUUGUACAACAGUCAAGUUGCUCGUCUCCGUGAAUGCGAGAGACUACUGCUGGCCAUACAAGUUGCAGGCUGGCUUAAUGAUGCAGCCAUGUGUCUUCAAGCCAUUGUGCAAGUAUAUGGUUUACUGGCGCCAAUGGUCCAACAGAAAAUACCUGCUAAACCGGUUGUACAGGUUCUUCUGAGAUGUCAUGCCGUGCUUCAGGAGGUUCCGUCCUUAACUCGACAUCGUAGACAGUCAUCAGCUUCAGAUAGCUUGUCGCAUAUGAUUGCAGCGAUGACAUAUUUCGUGGCAAAGAUUCUUCAAAGCUGGGAGGAAAAGGGCCUGUGUGGUGCCAUAGUAGAACUAGGAAAAAAAAUGUUGAACCUCGAGACAGCUCCUGAUAGCGCAGGAACAAUGGCAUCCAUGCACCAAGCUGCUGCCAUAGCAACAGCUAAUAUGGUAGGGCAACCUCCUCCGAAGACUAAGAAGAAACUAAAGCCCAAGCAUAAAGGUUUAAAAGCCAAAGGAAUGGACAAAGACUUGAAUACAAUACACGAUGGYCAUGAUGAGGAACUGAAGACUUUGGAAGCUUACAUGAUGAAGCUGAGCCAAAAAGCAAUUYUAAACCGAGAGGAUGAUGACCUGACAGGAUCUGAAGACCCAACAAUCUUGCAUUCAUUUGUGUCUAGUUUGCCUGCUCAAGAAGCCUACAAGGAAGUUCUCAAGUUUAAGCGUCGAACUCGAUUCCUGGAAUUCUUUGUACAAGUUCUCGGUAAAGCMAUUGAUGAAGGGAUGACGGAGACUUGUUUGCACUGGACAAAUGAUACCAUGACUUGGAUYAUUAGAAGGAACGAAAUGCUUCUUGCAAAUAAACCCACCAUUGUACGUAUUGGAACAACAGGUGUGGGCCAAGAAGAUGAGAGAAUCAAGCGAUUUGCCACGGCUAUUGUGGAAUUUGGAAAGGUAACAGCCAAGCARCAARCAACGCWWCAGGGCGAGRCUAAAGAUGCCGAGCCCGAUGAAGURCGUGUCCGAACCAAGCAAGAAACAGCCAAACCUCCUCAAUCAAAAAAUGUCAACUUGAAGUCUUCAAUCAUGUCCAGAAGGACUGGCAAGACCAAAGGAAAGACGGAAGAAGAAAUUAAUUUAAACUUGGCCGUCGAAAAGCUUCAGUCAGUGUUGCCAGACUACUGGAGAUCUUGCAAUCGUCGCAAGAAACUAAGAUCCGUGAAUAAGGAGGAACUACCAUGGAAAGUCCAGCUCAAUGUACUUACAGCUGGGUGUAACCUUGAACUUUUCCUGGAAAGAGUCGGUAAUUUGCAGUGUAUGACAGAUGAUGGUGGAAUUGCAAUGUACAGAUCAUCAUACAUGGAUCCUGAUUGGUUCAGUUUCUCAACGUCUGGUACGUUCAUUGUAUCGUGGUCAGGGUCCACUCGACGAGAUUCACCAGAACCUCCAAUGGGAUUCAGUGGRUCAAUGAUGGAAUUACCUCCUUAUAGUUCCCCUGCUGUUACUACUGCACACACUACCGCAAACCAACCUCGUGUCUCACAACCGACCACAGAAACUAUAAGAGCUGGUAGUCGAGUGACAGCAAGUGACAGGGAGAGUGUUCCAGUUCCAAAGUCUCCUCUUGUGUAUCUUGGCAACGUGUUUUCCAAUCUUACUCGUGCAAUAGUGACAAUUUUAAACCGAGAGGAUGAUGACCUGACAGGAUCUGAAGACCCAACAAUCUUGCAUUCAUUUGUGUCUAGUUUGCCUGCUCAAGAAGCCUACAAGGAAGUUCUCAAGUUUAAGCGUCGAACUCGAUUCCUGGAAUUCUUUGUACAAGUUCUCGGUAAAGCMAUUGAUGAAGGGAUGACGGAGACUUGUUUGCACUGGACAAAUGAUACCAUGACUUGGAUYAUUAGAAGGAACGAAAUGCUUCUUGCAAAUAAACCCACCAUUGUACGUAUUGGAACAACAGGUGUGGGCCAAGAAGAUGAGAGAAUCAAGCGAUUUGCCACGGCUAUUGUGGAAUUUGGAAAGGUAACAGCCAAGCARCAARCAACGCWWCAGGGCGAGRCUAAAGAUGCCGAGCCCGAUGAAGURCGUGUCCGAACCAAGCAAGAAACAGCCAAACCUCCUCAAUCAAAAAAUGUCAACUUGAAGUCUUCAAUCAUGUCCAGAAGGUCCGUCGAAAAGCUUCAGUCAGUGUUGCCAGACUACUGGAGAUCUUGCAAUCGUCGCAAGAAACUAAGAUCCGUGAAUAAGGAGGAACUACCAUGGAAAGUCCAGCUCAAUGUACUUACAGCUGGGUGUAACCUUGAACUUUUCCUGGAAAGAGUCGGUAAUUUGCAGUGUAUGACAGAUGAUGGUGGAAUUGCAAUGUACAGAUCAUCAUACAUGGAUCCUGAUUGGUUCAGUUUCUCAACGUCUGGUACGUUCAUUGUAUCGUGGUCAGGGUCCACUCGACGAGAUUCACCAGAACCUCCAAUGGGAUUCAGUGGRUCAAUGAUGGAAUUACCUCCUUAUAGUUCCCCUGCUGUUACUACUGCACACACUACCGCAAACCAACCUCGUGUCUCACAACCGACCACAGAAACUAUAAGAGCUGGUAGUCGAGUGACAGCAAGUGACAGGGAGAGUGUUCCAGUUCCAAAGUCUCCUCUUGUGUAUCUUGGCAACGUGUUUUCCAAUCUUACUCGUGCAAUAGUCCUGGCUCAUCGUGGAAAAUACUGGACCAUGAUGCAGAAUGCUUGCCGCUGCUUAUGGAAUGCCACUAACACAAUCAUGAUCCAAGUCACAUCAGGCAGUUUGAGGCUAACAGAUGACCCUCAGGGGGAGACCAAGUCAGAUAUUGACAUACUUAGGGGGGCUCUCUGGAAACCAUUCUAUACAGCUGCUGAYUGYUUGAUGGAUAUGAUWGUACACCURCAAGACGAUAUGAAGCAUGAUGUACAGCUCAACAAGAAGUAUGGUAAAGUAAAGAAGGGAGACCCCGAGAUAAGYAAAGUAUCAGGYUUGAUGGGAGGUAUAGAAGACCAGAARGGMGGCUCAAGUUUACGCUUCGAGAUACCAUUGGACAAUACCAACAUCCUGGACACGCGAUGGGUCAAACAGCUUAUUCUAUACGCAGCUGAGAUGAUGUUCUAUGAAGCUAAAUGGGAACGAGUAGUUGAUGUUGCUCUGAGGUUUAAUGCCUUGACCAGGAGUCGUUAUGCAGAAUCUGUUCUUCCAAUGUUAAUCRUUGCACAACGAAAGCUCGCAGAAAGAGUAGAAGAAAAUGGCGGCCUUUCCAAAAGUCAGCCUGUCAUUACAAUUUCCAAGGAAACGGGAGCAGUUGAAGAGUUUAUAAUCACCCCUGCAGAGUACGAGCGAAUUGAGCCUGCAGUACAUAUAGAUCCUAUUGGACAUAAUGUGUACAGCAGUAGUACUGAUGCUCUUAGACUCGUUUCGGUGCCUUUAGAUGUUAAUGACAGUUUGAAUACAUUUAGAGAAGCUUUGGACACCAAGCAUCAUACAGCAAGAGCCCUGGAGCAYAGUAGGCAGUUACUACUAUGUUAUCUCGCUGGACAACAGAAAGGAGGCUCCACUCAAAGGAUAGUCCGCCGUGGAUCAUCUCGAGUAGGGUUUGCUCCAACCCAGRUCAAACCACCAAGUGACGUUCCCAGUGACCUGUCCGAGGAGACGUUUGAUAGCAUGGAAGACAUCAAGACAUACACACUACAAUCAUCACAACUUGCAGUGGUCAUAUCUUCAUAUGACAAGACAAUUGAAAUGCUCCAGUUUCAACACCAGCCAGGUUUGGCAGCGCAGGCAAUGCACGAGCUUGGAAAUAUUAUGUUUCACACUGGGAACAUUAGGAUGGCUUACAGAUGGUGGGCGGAAGCACUUGAUUCCAUUCUAAAGACAUCGGACGCCGUGAAAAACUGGAGAGAUCUUACCUCAGACGAAGACCUUAGUCCAAGCGAAAUGUUGCUUAAACGAUGUGGUUUGUGGGGAUGUCUUUUAGCGGCGAUAGUUGCAGCAAAGAUAGCACAAUAUGUUCAUACUUCAAAUCUUGGACUUCGUCAAGAGUGCUGCCUCCUUUCUGCAACUCUUUUUAAGACUCUUCUUUGCUCCACGUUGCCACACCCUACUGCCGACAAGGACUACGCCCUUUACGAGGUCGGCACAGGUUUUGAGGUGAAGGAGCUUAUACCUGGGAUUGAUCUUCUAUCCGAUGUGUUCAGAAGUGAUGGUCGUUCUGUGGUGGCUGCCUUGAGAUGGGUUACUGAGGAAUUAGCUCGUGCAAAACAUCUACUAACGGUCUUACCACUCAUUACACUGUGCUUAUACUUCACAAGUCACGUGUGUAGGGAUGUUCAACGAACUGUCGAUAUACGGAUCUUGAAAAGGACAAGUGGCAUUUUGCAACUCUAAACACUUCAACGACGCCAACAACGCUGCAGUACUGAACGACCUGAUGGAGAGCAGUCUUCCUGACAACCUUGCACAACUGUACGGAGGACACAUCACCGCGCAAGUCAACAUUGCGCAUGCGCACUUGCUAAUCGCGAUGGCAUCCAAAAUUUAUGCGAUACCUCAAGACGUGACCGAUGAACUGGAACGGUUCUUCAUUGAGAAAGCAGAAGCCGAGGCGGCCGAAGCAGAUUACAACGAAUCUAAUACCAUUCCUUCCACCGUGCUGGCUUUGGGAAAGAAAAUUGGAAAGACCAAGAAAUCUGAKGAUACAAUAAGUGUCAAGAGCUUUACAGUGGUUUUAGAGAGAAAACUCAUYUCGACUGAUACAAGUCCUGAAUCCUUGAAGAGCUUACUAUUGUGUCAAGCCGAACGCAUAAUCACAGGAGUUCUGGACUCAAUCAAAACCCUAGAGACAGAAGACUUGGAAACACAGGAAGAAAUAUCGUGCGAUUAUUCUCCAUGCGAUCUGGAGCUUCUUGUYUUCGCUAAGCUGGAACUGAGUCAGAUAUCUUUGGAAAGGCACCAUUCUGUCACGGCUGGUAUGACUGUUUACAGUGCUAUGCGGGCAAUGGAAGACGCUGCUGUAUUGAACGAGCUUGAUACAGAAAAAAGAUCACCAUCGAUGUUCAAUACCAGUCCUCUUCAUUCCGCCUCACCUUGGCCUGCAUUCACAGACCAUUACAUGACAUCACAAUCCCGCCAACGCUUGGAUGCUCGCUUGUGGCUAACAUGUCGUUUAGCAUUGGCUAAGAGCCUAGCUGAAGAAGACAGUGGGAUGGGAAAGCUUGGUGGACUGGAGAGAAGCGUCACUGGUCAAAUUGGCUCUUGUGAGCACCAUUGCAGACAAGGUUUCGAUGAGGCGGAAGCGUUUGGUGAUGUUGAGAUCGGUGCUGAGUUUGCCAUGUUGGAGUUUGUGUACAGUUUGCAACAUGGGAAAAUAUCUGAUGAACUCAUCGGUAAUCUUGAGGAAUUAAUACUUAAUCUCGAACGWUGCCAAACGUUGUCAUAUCAAGGUCAGUGUCUUCUGACUAAGGCAGUUAUCCAGUAUGGGGACAUUAGCAAACAAGGAAGACACUCUGAUGAUCUCAAGCAUAUUAUUAAACCUCUGUUGGCAUACGAACAGGCUGCAAGUGUUGUCCUAAGACAGAUAAUUAAUCUUGGUGAAUGCGUCGAUUCUACAAUUAAGUCCCCUGUUCUUCCAUUGAAAAACAUCUUCCUCCAACAACUUGACCUGCUAGUGGAGCUCAAGCUACGAUUUGGACGAGCAUAUGCGCAUGGUAGCCUGRACAAAAAUGGAAAAGAUUCGGAAAGUUUUUCCAGGGGUGUUAAAGARCUUGAGCUAGGMAUCUCAYUGAUGCACAAUGCUGCUUUUAAGCGAAAACCAAUGGAAGCGCGACUGGUAUUCAGUCUAGGACAAGUCCAGCGGCAAAUGUUUGAUGCAGGGCUUCUACCGGCUCAUACCGCUACUAAUACACUGAUUGAGUCAAUUAGACUAAUCUUCUCAUCCGAUCAUGACCUUGGUUUGAUGAAACAAGCCUACCUAGAGAUGUCAGUAACGUACUUAGCAAACAACAAACAAGCUAAGAAAGCAGAUGAACUUCUAGCUGCUGCGGAAGCUCAAGCGGCCGAACAACAGAAACCGGGGAAGACUGACAAAAAAGAGUCAAAACAAAAGACGAAAAGAUCAAAAGAAAACAAAGAAAGGCUGAAAGAGAUCGAGAAAGAGAAGCGCGCAGCCUGGGCAGCUAUACGAGCAGCAUCCCUCGUUUCCAUGGCACAAAACCAAUUUGCCGAUAAAGUAAAAACUGUCGUAAAUGGAUUUUCAACGUCAAGUGCCAAGGAGUUUGAGCUAUCAGUGUACUGGGGCAAGCUUGAGACAAAUAACUCACCUUCCUCGCAAGAUAGAGAAAGCAGCACUCUCAUGCUUACAUAUGCACURAAUUCCAAGUCGUUCAAUAUGUCCUCCACCUUUGGAGCAGCUAGUCUUAAGGCUGGUGUACGUUCUGUUCCUAUGGAGCUCGUCCAGUCUUUACAUGAGGGGUUGAUGAGUACAUUAGAGAUAGCGGAAAGCGACUUACAGCCUGCUUCACAACCAAAUGCACUAGCACCCAAAACCAGUAAAAGUGACUUGAGUGUACCAGGAACACAAGACAGUAAAAGUUCACCGUCAGGCAACACAGGACGUAAGAAACGAACAAUGGGBAUACGGGCACUUUCUGCCAAACAACGACGUGACGACACCAUACGGGCCAAACUUAAAGAUCACAUCCAGGAGAUCUCGARUAUAUUGAGUGUACCUGAUGAAAACAUCCCUCAGGAAGUACCUUUUGAAGUUUCUUUGAAGAAUGUAGCUGUUUUGGAGGCCUUGUUCGAUCCAAGUCGAGGCGUCACGUCAAAGGUUACCGAAGCAUUUUUUAAUUGGUUCAGUUCCAUGGUCCCAGACUGCUAAAUAUUGAGGACACCUUGCCUCUUCCGAAAUGAGAAUUAUCAAACUAUAAAUUAUUGUAUUUAUUUAGGUGUUUAUGUCUCUCCAAAUUGACAAUAUAUUUUUUGCAAAUGGCAACGUUUUGAACACUGGCUAUUGAAAAACGAUUUGAAAAUGAUUUUGAAGUGAAUAUAAACAUAAAUUAUGGAUUGGUCCCUUUAAUACGACUUGUUGUUUACAAAGUAUCUGAAUGUGAACAGGAGACUCAAUGUCCAAAUGUUUUGUUUAUGUUUUUAACAAAAUGAUCUUCAUUGUCUUUAGUAAGAUGUGUGUACUUAUCUUAAAAGAAUUGAGAUUUUUUAAUAAAAUUUGUCGUUCUUGAUUCUUUUGCGACUAAUGAUAC
Molecule: messenger RNA, 10543 nt
Organism: Exaiptasia diaphana
Lineage: Eukaryota; Metazoa; Cnidaria; Anthozoa; Actiniaria; Aiptasiidae
Product: cilia- and flagella-associated protein 54
Biological process (GO): cilium assembly
Molecular function (GO): protein binding
Source: RefSeq, a predicted model, not a curated record